This is a messenger RNA of Rosa chinensis, 1623 nucleotides long. RefSeq names its product stemmadenine O-acetyltransferase. Bases 58 to 1341 code for a protein of 427 amino acids. The record is from RefSeq and is a predicted model, not a curated record. Lineage: Eukaryota; Viridiplantae; Streptophyta; Magnoliopsida; Rosales; Rosaceae. The transcript has a single exon.
ACAAUCCUAUAUAUCAUUUUGCCACAACCACUCGAUCGAGUGAGUAAGGAGAGAUCGAUGGGCAUAAUGAAGUUUGAAGCUGAAGUAAUCUCCAAGCAGAUUAUCACGCCUUCUUCUCCAACCCCUGACCAUCUUCGCCAUUAUCAGUUCUCAUUUCUUGAUCAAAUAUCUCCCCCGGUCUAUAACCCUUUGCUUCUCUUUUAUGAAUUCAAUGCCAAAACUCAACCCAACAUCACUGAAAUAUCCAACCACCUGAAGAACUCCUUAGCCAAAGUCUUAACCCUUUUCUACCCGCUAGCCGGACGACUCCAAGGCAACCAAUACGUGGAUUGCAACGACAAUGGUAUACCCUACCUUGAAGCUAAAGUGAACUGCAAACUCUCAGAUGUUCUCGACAAUCCAAUACCCGGAGAACUCAACAAGCUCAUGCCAUUUGAGCUGGACGAUGUGGCAAACAAAUAUGCCCUUGGCGUCCAGCUCAACAUCUUUGAAUGUGGUGGUUUUGCUAUUGCUCAAUGCCUUUCUCACAAGCUCGCAGAUGGAUUAUCAUACUUCACGUUCAGCAAAAUUUGGGCCGCCACUGCCCGUGGUGAACCCAAAAUAGCACAUCCACAGUUCAUUUCCGCCACAUUAUUCCCUCCCAAGAAUUUAAGUGGAUAUGAUGCGCGCACUGGUAUCACAAGAAACAAAGUCACAAAAAGAUUUGUGUUUAGUGCCUCUAACAUAGAGGAGCUCAGAAAAGAUCAAGCACAUAAGGCCUUAACACGCCCUUCACGUGUUGAGGCCUUAUCUUCUUUCAUCUUGAGCCGAUUUGUGGAGGCUACCAAAGAUAUUGGAUCAGCUGACAAGUUUUACAGGGUGGUUCAUGCUGUGAACUUGCGGCCAAGGUUCGACCCACCACUGCCGCACCAUUCCUUUGGGAACCUUUACCGAGUAGCCAUGACAGCUCCGUUACAAAUAAGUUCCCGAGAACCAUAUCAUGGUAUACGAGAAGUGAUAAGCAAGAUCGACAAUGAGUACGUGAGUAAACUACAGAAAGGUGAUGAGCAUUUGAGUUCCAUCAAGACCUAUGCUAAAAGUUUUGCUAAAGGCGAGCAGGUUACAAUUAGCUUCAGUAGUUAUUGCAGGUUUCCUCUGUACGAUAACGAUUUUGGUUGGGGGAGUCCUACGUGGGUGGGGUCGCCGGCACUGACGUUCAAGAAUCUAGUGAACUUCAUGGAUACCAAAGAGGGUGGUGGGAUUGAGGCAUAUAUUAGCUUGGAGGAGGAAGUCAUGACUAAGUUUGAGAGUGAUGUGGAGCUCUUAGCUUAUGUGUCUCCAAGUGCGGUGCCGAACGUCUAAGCAAAAUUAGUAUGUGCUGUGGGCAGUGCAAAAUAUGAAGGUGUGUAGUGAAAAGUAUGUUCUUUCCGACUUCUGGUCCGUCCAUACCUAGAAGUAGUUUCUGUAAUAUUAUUUUCUUCAAAAUUUCAAGUUGGUCUCCGCGUAGUUAAUAAGAACUGGUCCUUUAGCUGUUGAAAAAGACCAAGUCUAGCUUUAUGUAUUUUCUGGACCGACCUCUUGUAAUUUGCCCCAAGUAUUUGGUUUGGUGUUGCAACCGAAAAAACAAAUUGGUUUAGUGUUGCU